Molecule: messenger RNA, 1566 nt
Organism: Ilyonectria robusta
Lineage: Eukaryota; Fungi; Ascomycota; Sordariomycetes; Hypocreales; Nectriaceae
Exons: 4
Coding region: 1-1566 (521 amino acids)
Biological process (GO): regulation of DNA-templated transcription
Molecular function (GO): zinc ion binding; DNA-binding transcription factor activity, RNA polymerase II-specific
Source: RefSeq, a predicted model, not a curated record
AUGGCACAUCGGAGCCGGGGCUGUCUACGCUGCCGCCAGCGUCGCGUCAAGUGCGAUGGCGGCCGUCCCUCGUGCCAACGAUGUCUGACCCGCAACGAGCUCUGUGUUGGCUACAGGGACGAAGCGGACCUCAUCUUCCAGCACGAGACAGACAAGGUGGCACUCAAAAGCCAGGCCGAAUCAGUAAGCUCUUCAUCUUCAACCAGGACACGACGGACCCGGAGUAGAUCACUUGAGCGUCCGUCGCCAUCCCAACCCCUAGACGCUGCGACUCUACGGCUUCCCUCUGCUCUACCCUGGCUGAAGGUACCGCCUUCUGAGAAGGAGCCGCCAGUUGUAGAGGACCACGCAGUGGCCAUUUUCAUGGAUAAGUAUGUCAUUUAUCCUUGCCAUGAGUCGUCCUCUCCAGGCUUUCUCGAGCAUCUGCCCGUUCUGUUCCAGGAGGUGAACGUCGAUGGCCGGCACGCGCUGCGCUGGGCGGUGCAGGCCGCAGCCAUUGCGGACCUCUCGAGGGAACACGAUCCCAAGUUUCUCGCUCCCAGGGCUUUGGAGUGCUAUGGGCAGGCUUUGGGCGCGCUAGGUAGGUCGUUGGCGGAGAAGGGCAAGAUCCCAGAUGAUUACGACUUGAUGGCCGUGGUGAUCUUGGACAUGUUCGAGACUUUCUUUAUGCCAGGGGUAUCAUCCGUUGAGUCUCAUACGCAAGGCAUGGCACACAUCCUAAGACUUCGUGGCCACGAGCAAUUUCACGAUCCUCGAGGCUGGAGCUUGUUCCGUCUAGCACAUCAUCGUUUGCAAAAGCAGCAGCUCGCAAAGCAAAUAGCCCCCCUCCCAGAGUCCAAAUUCUGGCUUGACACCCUCAACGAGGAGAUGUUGACUGUGCGCCUUGAGAAGGAUGCCUUGGAGAUCUCUACAAUAUGCCAAAAGGCGAACGAGAUCCUCCGGGCCCUCAGUGCGGACACGCUCGACUUGCAGCAGUUUCUUGACUUGUUUCCGCAAAUGACCCGUCUCGACCAAAAGGCUGUUCUGCAGCGAUACACACCCGAAUGGGAUUUCAAAACACUUCAGAGGACCGAAAUUUUGGGCGACCAGGAAGUCAUCCGCCGGUUUCCUGAAAAGAUUCAACUUCACCGGGAUGUUUGGAUGGCUUACGAGUGGAAUUAUCAUCGCACGGCACGAAUCAUCCUACAUCAGAAGCUGUUGGCCUGCCUCGAUAAGGCUAGGUCAAUUCCUACUUCACAGCAGCAUUCUUUUGGCUCGGAAGACAUGAUCAGAGAUGGAGAAGAGGCGUCGCUGUUUCACAUCAAGACUCUGGCGGACGAAAUCCUGGCCACAGUUCCACAGUCCUUCGGAGAGAUAGAUCAUCUUGGCCGUUGUCUCCCAGACCUAUCAAAGCCACCACGAUGCCAGGCAAUCGGCGCAUACCUCCUCUUGUGGCCCAUUAAAAUUAUCAAAGAUCCCAAGGGAAUGACCACACCGUCACAGAAGGCCGCUGCACAGAGGGUUUUUGAGAGAAUACGAGACUGUACGGGGAUGAAGUCGAAUUUAGGUGCUCUAUCUGUGAUAUGA